This is a messenger RNA of Paracoccidioides brasiliensis Pb18, 1290 nucleotides long. Its product is annotated as formate dehydrogenase. Gene Ontology annotation, molecular function: formate dehydrogenase (NAD+) activity; oxidoreductase activity, acting on the CH-OH group of donors, NAD or NADP as acceptor; NAD binding. The transcript has 4 exons. The record is from RefSeq and is a predicted model, not a curated record. Gene Ontology annotation, cellular component: cytosol. The coding region runs from base 1 to 1290 and encodes 429 amino acids.
AUGGUAUUUCUACGGUCUCUAUCUCGUCAUCUAUCCAGCCCCGCCUCCUCCCUGUUCGCGGGCAGAUCUAUAGGCGCCUCUGGCAUCCCCCGCGCCGCCUCUGCUUCGCCUCUGCUUUCCAAUGUGUCAUCACUGUUGCCUCGUCUUCUCCCUCUAUUUGGAGUUAGAACACUGACCGCAUCUCCUAAACUUCAGGGUAAAGUUUUGUUGGUUUUGUACGAUGGGGGUGAACACGCGAAGCAGCAGCCCGGUCUGCUCGGGACCACUGAGAACGAGCUGGGCCUGCGCAAGUGGCUAGAAGACAAGGGACAUACCCUCGUCACCACGUCUGAUAAGGAGGGCCCAGACUCCAAAUUUGAAAAGGAACUCGUCGAUGCGGAGGUCAUCAUUACCACCCCCUUCCACCCGGGCUACCUGACCGCCGAUCGCCUCGCCAAAGCCAAGAACCUCAAGCUCGCCAUAACCGCCGGCGUAGGUUCCGACCAUGUCGACCUCAACGCCGCCAACAAGACAAAUGGUGGCAUCACUGUCGCCGAGGUAACAGGCUGCAACGUCGUCUCCGUCGCCGAGCAUGUCGUCAUGACCAUCCUCGUGCUCGUGCGCAACUUCGUCCCCGCCCACGAGCAGAUUGCCGCCGGUGACUGGAACGUCGCCGCCGUAGCUAAGAACGAGUAUGACCUCGAGGGCAAAGUCGUUGGGACUGUGGCCAUUGGACGCAUUGGGGAGAGGGUGCUGAGGAGGCUGAAGCCGUUUGAUUGUAAGGAGUUGCUGUAUUACGACUAUCAGCCGUUGAGUCCAGAGGUGGAGAAGGAGAUUGGGUGUCGCAGGGUGAGUACGUUGGAGGAGAUGUUGGCGCAGUGUGAUGUUGUUACGAUCAAUUGCCCAUUGCAUGAGAAGACGAGGGGACUGUUUGAUAAGAAUCUCAUCGCGAAGAUGAAGAAGGGCUCCUGGCUUGUCAACACCGCCCGCGGCGCCAUCGUCGUCAAAGAAGACGUCGCCGAAGCCAUCAAAUCCGGCCAUCUACGCGGCUACGGCGGUGACGUCUGGUUCCCCCAACCCGCACCCGAAGACCACCCGCUCCGCUAUGUCCAGGGACCUUGGGGAGGCGGUAAUGCGAUGGUCCCGCACAUGUCUGGCACGUCCAUUGAUGCGCAGGUUAGAUACGCGGAGGGCGUGAAGAGCAUUUUGGACGAGUACUUUUCUGGCCGGCAGAAUUAUAGGCCGCAGGAUUUGAUUGUGCACAAGGGAGAUUAUGCGACCAAGGCGUAUGGGGAGAGGAAUAAGAUGUGA